AUGGACACAUUAGAGAGUCAGUUUAACACCAGUGGAUUUCCCGAAGUGAGCAAAGACCAAGCACUGAUCAAAGUAAUAGUACCUCUCCUUGAUGGUUUUAUUCUAGUAAUUGGUCUGGUUGGACAUUUUUUGGUUAUUGCCAUUCUAAACGGCAGGAGGAAGAGAGAUAGUCAGCCUCCACACAGUACGGACACACUGUUGUUGGCUCUGAGCACUGCUGACCUGCUCCUGCUACUCUGUCUGCCCUUCCACACUUCAGCCAUCACUCUGGGGUACUGGCCUUUUGGAAGUUUCCUUUGUAAGGCUAUUAGCUUCAUGGGGAUUGCUUGUUCAACUGCAUCAGUCUUCACACUAGCAGCGUUGGCGGUGACCCGUUACCUGACAGUGGUGCACCCUACCUGGGCUUACCGUUCAAGGAUGCACCGACGCAUUAAGCUCAUAGUGGCUCUGCUCUGGAUCCCUGCCUCAGGGCUGGCAGCACCACAGUUUGCUUUUCGCACAGUCACGUCCUCCAGUGCAAUCUAUUGUUUUGCCUUUCUUUCCACCUUCAGCCAACUGGUCUACAGCAUUGCCUUGUUCCUUUGUGGAUUUGCCAUUCCACUUGGCAUUAUUGUACUUAUGUAUACCAAAAUAUACUGCUUUCUUCGACAUGCAAGGCUACUGGGUAACCCUCCUCAACUGGAGCGCUAUCAAAAUCAAGUGACCCACACUUCAGCUCUGCUUGUUCUGAUCUUCACGCUCCUCUGGCUGCCAUCCUACACCCUCAUGUUUUUUUUCAUUGGUGGGACCGUAUCAGGAGCCCCAGGCUAUAACCUUUUUGCUAUAUUUGCCAGACUGUUGGCAUCUUUGGCAACUGUGGUGAACCCUAUCCUCUACGGCUUUAUGUCACAGAAGUUUAGAAAAGAACUAAUGGAGAUGGGCAGAAAGUGGUGGGCCUGGUGUAAAAGCUGCCAGAUCGAUUGCCCUCUUUUUUGGAACAGAGACGUAGUGCAGCCAUUUGUGUUGGACAGCUCGGACAGAAGCCAGAACUGA
Messenger RNA from Periophthalmus magnuspinnatus, 1032 nucleotides. Its product is annotated as delta-type opioid receptor-like. Lineage: Eukaryota; Metazoa; Chordata; Actinopteri; Gobiiformes; Gobiidae. The transcript has a single exon. Gene Ontology annotation, biological process: G protein-coupled receptor signaling pathway. Gene Ontology annotation, molecular function: peptide binding; G protein-coupled receptor activity. Gene Ontology annotation, cellular component: membrane. The record is from RefSeq and is a predicted model, not a curated record. The coding region runs from base 1 to 1032 and encodes 343 amino acids.